UUUGGGGGGGGGGGGUCUUUCUUUUUUAAAACUCGUCUGCAAUCAUACAAUUAUAUCCUUGUUUUUCGUCACUUAUUAUUUAUAAAUCCAGCUGCCCAGUACUUGCAGGACUUUUGUGACAGCCGAAUAGGUUCAUUGGUAACAUUGCUAUACAUCGGUGUUUAGCUAGACCCGCGCGGUUUUUCUAGCUUCCGGUUUGUUUGUUGGACGAUAAAAAGUUAAAAAAAGAUACAUUUCUUUUAUUUAAUACCUAAAGAAAUACAUACUACAUGAUCAAGUUUGUUGCUGUGUUAAUGAUUGAUCAAAGAUGAAGAUGACCACCAGGGGUUCAUCGGCUUCUGGGAAGGGAGCUGAUGGUAAAUCUGUGAAUCACGGCUGCAAGGAGGUCUCCACUCAGACCAUGCUGAACAUGAGCGAGCUGGACAGAAUUAUGCUUCUGUUUCUGUGUCCACGAACAGAAGCCAGCACACAGACGGAGGGCACCUGUCUGGAAGCAUUGCCAGUGUUUGAUGUAAGACUUGACCUACGGGAAGAUCACACCAACAUGUUGCAUGACGACAGUUGCGAAACAAGUAGAUAUUUGAGUUCUGGGAUAAGUGAUGACUCGCAGGACUGUGAUACCGACAGUGGUGGUGUUGCUGGAAAUGAGACUUCUGUUGAAGAUAAACACGUUUAUGUUCCCAAAGUUAACACUGACGAUAGCACGUCCAAAGAGGUUCAAAACAACUUGGAAAAAGAAUCGGCUGUCAGUGGAAAGGGACCGCUAUUGACACCUCGAACAAGUAAACGAUUGGCACUUAAGAAAAAAUUGUCGUUUUCUUCCAGUGCUAAAAGCAAGAGUGGCAGGAAGUCUAAAGAUGUGAGUAAACACAAAUCUCCAACUCGUCGGACAAAAGAAGUAGAUGCAAUUGAUGAUGAGGCACACAGUAUUACAGAUCAGUCAACAGUUGACCGAUGCAGUGGUAAAAAAGGUGUCGUCUCAUCUAAUGCGAUUUUAGAACCAAGUGAACGUACUUCAGAUGAAGAAAUGUCCCCGUCAGAACAGAGUAAAACCCUUGAUCUCCACGAUUCUGAAGACCGGUGCUGUAAUGUUUGUAAUGAGACUGACUGUAAAUGUACUGACCGACUUAGCCCCUUGCCUGUCGAUUCCCCCAAAAGAGUUCGCACUUGUAAAUUUUGCUCAAAAAAGUUCCGUGAUGUCGGUGACUUUAUGCGACACAAUCGGAUGCACACGAAGGAAAAGCCACAUCAGUGUGAGGAAUGUGGCAGUCGUUUCCGAUGGAAGGCCAGCUAUGUGACACAUCUUCGACAGGUCCAUAAGAUGUCUCUUCAAGAACCGUCCCCCGCAAAGAAAGACGAUGGGAAUAACGAAGUGGGGACACACAAGAAAGGUGCCACGGAUAAGUUGUCAAAAGGCUUAUCUAGAAGAAAGAGACAAAAAAGAACAUUUAAAUGUGAAUCUUGUGGGAAAGUGCUGCGCUGCUUGGCUAAUUUAAACCGCCACCUGCUGACCCAUACAGGAACACGACCUUUCCAGUGCAACCAGUGUCCCAGAGCCUUUACUGAACGAUCAGGUCUUAAGAAUCAUGUACUUCGGAGACAUUCAGAAAAGCAGCAUGUUUGUGACCUCUGCGGUAAACAUUUUGGGAGUAUAGUGUUUCUGAAACAGCACCGGAAGGUACACACAAAACAACGCGAGGAGUUUGUAUGUAAACUCUGCGAGAAGGUCUACACCACAGCCAUUGCACUGGACAUUCACAUGUUGGCUCAUGCUGGCCUGAAACCUUUCGUUUGUGAUAUGUGCGGCAGGAGACUCUACUCGAAAUACCAGCUGAACCGACACAUGAAGCGGCACUACAGCGACCAAGGUUCGUCGACGAAUAAGAAGCGCAUCAAACCGAAAUCUCACGUGUGUAGUGUCUGCAGCAAAGCCUUUGCUUCAUCGUCGCGGUUACAACGCCACCUGUCCACGGUUCACUGCACCGUGAGAGAACAGCAGUGUCCUACCUGUCACAAGGUGUACCCGACCGCGAGCGCGAUGCGCAAGCACGUGAAGGACCACAACGAGGGUCCCUACCAGUGCGAAGUCUGCGAACGCUGGUGGCUCACUAAAGAUACGUACAGCUCACACAUGCGGCUCCACUUUGGCCGGACCAGCUCUAAAGUGUUCGUCUGUGUCCACUGUAACAUGGGCUUCUUUCACAUGAUCGAGCUGGACGACCAUUACAAGAGCCACGCGGAAGACACCACGUUCAGAUGCAUGCACUGCGAGAAGAUAUUCAAGUCGCAAGAGGAGCUGGUGACCCAUCGCAGCAUCCAUCCGAACCAGAAGGUUCCGUUGAACUGUGGCAGGUGUGACAAGCUGUUCGCAACCUUGCAGGAGUUGCGUGCGCAUGAGCGUUGUCACGACAAGCCGUUGGAGUGUGUCGUCUGCGACUUGACCUUCCCCAGUGAAGAGAGUGCGAAGGAACACAUGCAGUGCCACGUCGACGACGGAUCCGUCCUGUCGACCACUGUCCUCAUGUACAAGUGUCCCAAGUGUGGAAAGCUCUUCACAAACAGAGGUGACUAUGACAGCCAUGCUCUAGUCCACGAAGGUACAGAAUACGUGUGCUCGUUUUGCGACAUUGGUUUCGAGAGUGCGAUCGAUUUGGAAAAUCACACCAGCAGCCACGCUGUAGUGAAGCUCGAAGAGCCCGAAGGUCUUAACAGUACGGGGGAACUAGCAGAACACUUCAAAACCCCUCCGGUGUCUGGCAGCGAUGUUCCACAGAUUCAUGUCUUGGGACAAGUACAGCUGCAGAACCCAGUCAAUCUGGAAGCUUUGGUAGCGGCCGACACCAUGCAGGCGGUCAUCCAGUACGAAACGGGCCACAACAGUGAAAACGAUGUCUCCGUUUGCCAGACGUUACAGCUGAACGAUGAGCAGGAAGGCAUAUCGUGCACGGUGUGUGGCAAGAAGUUCUUACUCAUAGAAAACUUUCUCAGUCACUGCCAAGAUCAUCCAGAGAUCGAAGUUACGGUGAAGACACUCUAAGUCACAGGGUCAAAGCGCUGGCUAACAUUUGUUAGUGUAAUUUAAUAGAAAAACCAUGUAUGACGUCAUAAAAAUAACUCACGGUGCUGAUAAUUGUAGGCCUUUAGAUUGCAUUAAACUCAAGGCGUUAAACGUGCCUAAAAUAAGAAGCCAACUAUAGGUGUGCCCAAAUAAAGUUUUUUACUUUUAGUUUAAUAGAAAAACUAUCAGUCUAUGACGUCAUAAAAAAUAACUAAAGGUGCUGGUGAUUGUCAGCCUUUAGAUUGAAUUAAGUCGAGGCGAUAAAUAUGCCCAAAAUAAGUAUGCCAACUAAUAGGUAUGCCAAACUAAAGUUCAAACAAGUUGACCUUUGGCCCAUGUAAAUGUUAAGCUUUAAUUUGAUUAACAAGAUCUCGCUGUGCUCAGAACACAAAAAAACCCUGUUGUGCCAAAAAUAGUGCAAUCCAAAGCCCUGGGCUGUUAAACUUUGUAAUCUAAAGGACAACAACUGAAAUUUUCAGUGUUACUGGCAGAAGGUUUUCAGUCAGUUUAAAAAAUAUUCUGAAAAUAAAAUUACUGUGAUGCCGGUCUAAUCCACAUGCAUAUAAAGUCAUAUUAUUCUAACUUUAUUCCUUACCACUAGUGUUGGAAAUUAUUUUGAAUUUCAUGAUCUAUCAUUGGUUAUAAUCAAUUUGUACCAACCAAUCAACUUCUGAUUAGUACAAUUGGUUAGAAUUGUAUGACUGUCAAAAAGGAUUUUAAUUACUAGGACUGCACCUAUUGUCAUGUUCACCAGAAUGGCCCCAACAAAUUGUUAAAUUAUCUUUAAUAUUUUCAGUACAUGUUUUUUUCAUACACACAUGAAAGCAAACCCAAAGUUGCAUCAUAUAAACUGUAGGAACAGUCAUAGUUAAUAUUUUUCACAACAGUCGAUUAUGGAUAUUAUAAUCACUCAUCACACUAGUCAAUGUUUCAAUUGUAAUUGGCCAUUGGAACAUCACUAGCUGCUACUGCAGUUGGUGAAAAUCCUUAUGAAUUACGUCACUAUUCUAGGGUCGUUUUAAGAAUUGACCGCAAUUAUUUUUUGGUUCAUGCAAGUAUGAACCGAAAAAACGAUGUGCACACUUUUGUAUGAUCCCACGGUUAAAUUUAUAUGCAUACUUUAACAAUACAUAACUGAA
Gigantopelta aegis is the source of this 4197-nucleotide messenger RNA. RefSeq names its product zinc finger protein 93-like. The coding region runs from base 308 to 3037 and encodes 909 amino acids. Lineage: Eukaryota; Metazoa; Mollusca; Gastropoda; Neomphalida; Peltospiridae. The record is from RefSeq and is a predicted model, not a curated record. The transcript is spliced from 3 exons. Gene Ontology annotation, molecular function: DNA-binding transcription factor activity, RNA polymerase II-specific; RNA polymerase II cis-regulatory region sequence-specific DNA binding. Gene Ontology annotation, biological process: regulation of DNA-templated transcription.